Messenger RNA from Brienomyrus brachyistius, 2141 nucleotides. It is a transcript of the gene serpinf1, whose product is annotated as serpin peptidase inhibitor, clade F (alpha-2 antiplasmin, pigment epithelium derived factor), member 1. Gene Ontology annotation, molecular function: serine-type endopeptidase inhibitor activity. NCBI's taxonomy places the organism in Eukaryota, Metazoa, Chordata, Actinopteri, Osteoglossiformes, Mormyridae. Gene Ontology annotation, biological process: negative regulation of angiogenesis; negative regulation of endopeptidase activity. The coding region runs from base 59 to 1393 and encodes 444 amino acids. The record is from RefSeq and is a predicted model, not a curated record. The transcript is spliced from 8 exons.
AGCUGACGUCACGGCCCAGCCCAGGGCGGCGUAUAGUGUGGGACCAGGGAAUAAAGCAAUGCGCCCAUCUAUUAUCAACAGUUACGCGGAGGCAGCUAGUCGAGAGCGAGCAGAAACGCACCCGACAAUCCCCGCUUGCAGGCCUGUCUUACCCACUGGUGGAGCCAUGAUGCAGAGAACGGCCUUCCUCUUGUGUGUCACUGCGCUCUUCUCCUCCUCCCUUGCCCAGCAGCCGGCCGCAGAGGAGGAAGAGGCGGAGGACGAGAUCCCCGUGGAGCUGUUCACCACGCCCACCUCCAAGAUGGCCGCCGCCACAUCCGACUUCGGCUACAACUUGUUCCGCCAGAUGGCCGGGAGCGACCCCAAGGCCAGCGUGCUGCUGUCGCCCAUCAGCGUCUCUGCAGCCCUCACACAGCUCUCCAUGGGGGCGUCCUCUGAGUCGGAGAGGCAGCUGUACCGGGUGCUGCGCUACCACAACCUGUGGGACCCCCAGCUCCACAACACACUGCGCGACCUGCUGGUCUCCCUGCGCACCCCCGACAAGGGCUUCAGCUCCGCUGCCCGCGUUUUCAUAGAGCGCAGGCUGCGAGUGAGACUAGACUACCUGAACGCAGUGGAGAAGCAGUAUGGCGUGCGACCCAAAGUGCUGUUCGGCUCCGUUCGGGACGUGAAGGAAAUCAAUGACUGGGUCAAGCAGCAGACGGGAAGCAAAAUGGACCGCUUCCUAACCUCACCGUUUCCCCGUGGUCCUGGACUGGUAUCGCUGAGUGCUGGCUACUUCAAAGGACGGUGGGUCACCCGGUUUACCCAGAGUGGGAAAUUGGAGGACUUCAAUGUGGAGGGAGCAUCACCCGUCAAAGUGGCCAUGAUGAAGGAGGACAGAUACCCCAUUAAAAUGGGUGUUGACUCAGACCUGGGCUGUACGAUCGCCCAGGUGCCGAUGGACGGUGAGGUCAGCAUGAUCUUCUUUCUGCCGGACGAGGUUACCACCAACACCUCGCUGAUCGAGGAGGCCCUGACGGCCGAGUUCGUGCAGGACCUGGCCAUGACACUGCACCCUGUCCGGGUUGAAGUCACGCUCCCCGUGCUGAAGCUCAGCUACUCCACUGAUCUGCUGACCUCGCUCUCCAACAUGGGCCCGUCUGAUUGGCUAGCUCAGACCGACCUGCAGAAGAUCAGCACCCAAGCAAUCAAGGUCAGCACGGUUCGCCACAAGGUGGCGAUGGAGACAGCCCCGGAGGGCAGCCAGUACCCAAACUUCCAGCCCAGCACCAGCAACCAGGCACUGGCUAUAUCCUUCCGUGUGGACCGUCCGUUCAUCUUCCUGGUGCGCGAUGAGAAAUCGGGGGCGUUGCUGCUCAUUGGGAAAGUACUGAACCCGCGCAACCUCUGAGGAGGAAGGCUGCUCCUCUCUUAGUGCAUAUGUACACACACACACAGGAGAUUUGACCCAACAGACACAUGUACUUUGGCACCUGGUAACACUCAGCUCCGAGCAUAUGACAGAAAGUGACAUAAGCCACACGCAGACAUGCAGAUGUGAUGCAAAACCUGUAGUCGGCUGCAAUGUCAUUCCCAGCGACACCAUGCCAAGCCCUACAUUUAUUUCAUAAUCUUUCUUAUGCUUAUAAUGUGUAUGUGUCAUAUUGACCCCAGAAACAUUUUUUUGGAAAAAAAUAGCUGUAGAUAAUGGCCAUAUUGUCUCGUCUGGUCUUCUCAACCAUGCCACUUGUGCAAUACACCCGAGAACAGUAUGUAUGUGCAUGAAUUUUGCCUAGGGAACAUAUUUGUUUGUGAAAACUUGUCCAUCUGGAACUGUAGAAUCACUGACACAUUUGCAAAAGCCAGAUGUUCAGAAAACAGGACACAUGCCAAUGUGGAAAGGAUGUCGCUACAGAGAUGUAAAAAAAAGUAACAGAAAUAAAAAAAAAAUAUGGUUUUUGUUUAUUUUAUAUUGAUUUUGAGACAAACAUGGAACUCCGGAAAGAAACCCCCUGCUUUGUAUAUUUAAUCAUUGGUUUGUAUAUGAAACGCUCUCCCCUCUCACACAGCUACUAGUCUUUGGAGAUGCCUGCAAUGGGUGGGAUUAACACAAACUGUCAAUCACUAUUUGGAACCAAUAAAGUAACCAAUGGCAAGCA